CUCAGCUUUAGAGAGAAACCUUUUGAACUCUUAUCUGAGAAUAACGAUUGCCUAUUUCUCAAGUGACGCAGUUUAUAAGGUCCCAGCAAUCUCAGAUUGCAGUGAAACUGCAUCCUGGGAUACUGCAGUAGGACCUGAAGUCUCAAAUCCUGACCUGACUCAGGUGACUUUAGUGGAUUUGCGUCUGGCCAAGACCUACAAGCUCUGCAUUUUUCUUUUUAACCGUGUAGGCAGGAGUAAAGCCAGCAACGGUCUUACAGUCACAAUGAAAGAAGCACGUAGGUUUGGAUCCUAAUACUGUAUUUAUCUAUGAUCAGCUCCUUAAAACUUGUUGCAGCAUCAAAGGAACCAACCCUGGAUAUGCAGCUGGAGACCCUCACUUCUCACAGUGUCAGAGUGACUUAGAAGGUAUUUCUGCCUCUGGAGCUGUAGAGUCUGGAUCUGUGACAGCAAACCAUCUACUGCCUCCAUUAUCCGGCCCAACAUGCGCUGCUACAAUGAUCAUUAUUAUUAUUAUAUUUAGUCUCAUUAUUAAUAUUUUUAUUAGUCUUAUUAUUAGCCCUAUUAUUUUGAUUAUUAGUUUUAUUACUCAUCUUAUCAUUACUAUCUUUAUGUGCAACCUGCAUUGUGCUUUGCCCCCCCCCCUCGCCUGUUAAAAGGGAGUUUUCCUUGCCACUGUCGCCAAGUGCUGUUAUAUAAAUAUGUAUAUAAAUGUACAUAAAUAAAAUUUAAUUGAAUUUAAUUGAACCAGAAUUAUGCAGCAAUGGAAGUGUUGUAACUCUGGUGCAGUAUAUGUUUUAUCUCCAAAAUGAAAUGCAAUUAGGUAUAUUUUUUAAUUAUUCAUAAUACAAAAUUUGUGCAGGUAACUUUACUUUUUAGAAAACAGGUGUCAAUGUAAUCUUGAUGAAUAUAGUUGAAGCCUUAAUAUUUUGUGCCUAUAGUAAUACUCUAGUAUUAAAAAAACAACAAUAAUAAUAUAGUUCAUAGUUCAGUUUGUAAAAUAUGUGACUAACAUGAAGUGAUUUCAUGUAUGUGUGGGACAGAGAUAAAGACUACAAAAUUAUAGUUCAGUUUUCUUGACUUAUUUCAAUAUACUGUAUAUUUAAAACUAUAUGCCAAUUAUAUUUGACCCAGUCGCUCAUGAUGAGGUUCAUUUCCAUUGCAGGAAAAAUUCAAAGAGUGGGGAACAUUGGCAGGAUAGGAGCUAUUUUCUUCUCCAUCAUAAUCACAAUCCUCGUCUUUAUUUUCCGUUAGUGUGGAAUGGAUUAUAGUGUGUGACUCAUAUGCCAUUCAGAUUAAUUUAACACAUUCAAAGUGGGCGUCCAAUGUGCAGUUGAAGUCACAGAGAAUGGGCCUGCCUUCUUUCUUCUAUCCCAGGAAUACAGUUCAUAUUGCGUGUAAAGCAUAUCCAAUGCCAAUGUUUAGCACCAAUACAGGAAGUACAUAAAUUUAAAACAAUUGGCAUUUAAACAUUAUGAAACCUUGUCAUUGAAAGCAAUCCAGAGUUGUGCAGACUCAAUGUCAUCAUUCUGUCUGGUACUAUGGUUGCCUCUUUAGACUCAGAAUAUCACUUAAUAUUUUCAUUUGUUUUUCAACCAGGGGAAAGAUUUCUGCCAAAGCUUCACUGUAUUAAAGACAUGAAACAAAUAUGUAGAUAGUGCACUAUAUCCAGAUUUGAUGUGGAACAAAACUCAACAUGUGUGAUGAUAUUAAAUCUGUUAAGAUUUUUUCUUCUGCAAAUACUAGAGGUAACAGAAAGAAAAAUAUGUCUUUGCCCGCUUCCAAUAGCACAAAUAGUUAUGAUAAUGAAAAAAUAAUCCAAAACAUUUCAGGUUUUUAUUUUUGAAAUAUUGUUGUACUUAGUUGUACCACAUGUGUUUUUCGGAAUGAUCAGAGAGGAAGUUCUGCACUGGGUUACUAAACAUCCAGCAGGCUCAAAUGUUUACUCAGCAGUCUAAGAAACAUACAAAGAGUCAAUGGCCCCUGAGUAAACCAGACUUUGCAUUGCAUAUCAGCCUGUAACUGGUAUAUGCAUUUGGAAAUGAUGGUGCACGCUUUAUCUAAAACUGUCUUGUGUUUGAGCUCACAUGCUGAUGAUAAAAGUUAGCAUUUAAGUUAGCAACAGAGACUUCAGAGUUAUUUUGAAUAUUUUCUGUGUUAAAAAACAGCAGCACAUUUCACAGUGGAAUUUUUGUGGGAUGCAAAGCUGCUCUGCCAGGCUCCUACAACCAAGGGUUUGAAUGAGUUAGAGUUUGAUAGUCAAAAUGACAAAAAUGUCUUUCUACCCCUACUACUGUUACUUGGCUAGAGAACGAACAGUAGUUGGGAGGGAAGACAGUGUGUUGAUAACCUCUGUCUGAUCAUCAAAAUAAAACAGUGUGCAAAUAGGUUAAGGAACUAAAACCACAGAAAAGGAAACAGCUCUUUCCGACAGUCCUCUUCUGCGAGCAGAAGUUGUUUGUGUGAGCAUACCAAGGAAAGUAUCAUGUGAUUUUGAAAGAUCUCAAAGCUGAAACCACACCGUGGUUAGGUUUAGAGUUGUUUAGCAGGUGUACCGGUCCUUCCAUUGAUUCAGAUUUGUAAAAUGAUUAUUUUGGGCAGCAGACAACUCACUCUGUGCUGCAGUCUUCUUCUCUGUCUCCUCCUAGGUUGUAUGUCUGCAGGGAGCAUCAUAGUCACAGUGGGAACAGAUGUUACUUUGACGUGCAACUACGAUGCCCAGUACUACGGCAGGCUUUCUUCAUGCUGGGGCCGAGGGGCCAUCCCCAACAGUGGCUGUGCCAGCGAGGUGAUCAAGUCAGACGGGACAUCAGUGACCAGCAGACUGUCAGAGCGCUACCUGCUCAUGGGUGAUCUUGGCGUGGGUGAUGUGUCGCUGACCAUCAGGCGGGUUGAGGAGAGCGACGCAGGGACGUACGGCUGCCGUGUGGAAAUACCGGGCUGGUUCAACGACCACAAACACGAGGUGACCCUGACCGUAGUGGCAGUACGCCCUAAUCCCAUGAAGGUGGAGACAAGGGAAGUGAAGGAAAGAACUGUCACUGUUCGCUGGACUCCUGCGUUUGACGGCGGCAGGCCAGUCACAUCCUACAAGAUUGAUCUAAAAAAAAAACAAGCAUCCUGGGACACCGCAGUAAGGACUGAAGUCUCAAACCCUGACCUGACUCAGGCGACUUUGGUGGAUUUGCGUCCGGCCUUGGCCUACAACCUCCGCGUGUUUGCCAUCAACAGCGUGGGUAUGAGUGAGGCCAGCAACGUCCUGACGGUCACAACAAAAGAAGCAGCACCAGAGGGUCCACCCCUGGAUAUGCAGCUGGAGGCUCUCACUUCUCAUGGUAUCAAAGUGACUUGGAAGCCUCCCAGGGCCGAUCUCAGAAACGGGGUUCUGCGGAGUUACAGCAUUAGCUACAGAGAGUAUGACCCUGCAGGCAGACAGUUUAAAAGGUGGCAGCACCAAAGUGUGACAGCCACACGGGACAUUGAGACCGUCAUCCUGAACGACCUGAAGCCUUCUACCAAGUACGGCGUGAUUAUACAGGCCAAAACAAAUGCAGGAAUUGGACCUGCCUCAACUGCACCUCUCUGCUCCACUCUGGAUGAGGUUCACACGACUUCAACAGUUGCUACUAUCAAGUCAACUUCCACUGCUAGCUCAAUGUGGAUACAAGACACUACAAGUUUCACUUCAGCUGACACAUCUUCAAGAGUUGAGUCUGUCACUGCUGCCGCAGUCUGGACACAAGGCACAACAAGUAUCACGUCAGUGCCCCCGGAUCCCCCAGUAGUUGAGUUAAAGGAGGUCACAGACAAUACAAUUUCCCUUUUUUGGACUCCUGGGUUUGACGGUGACAGCCCCAUCACGGGCUAUUACUUGGAGUAUAAAGCAGUCAACGCCUCAUGGGAUUACACAAAGACGGUUGUAGACUUCAGCCCUAACCAGACAGAGGCCACAAUAAUAGAGAUAAAUCCCUCAACUUACAACAUCCGCAUGUUUGCCAAGAACAGUCUGGGCACCAGUAAACCCAGCAAUGUCCUCACCAUCACUACUGGAGAAACAGGUCAUCAGAGGGACAAUCUUGCUACCACCAUAUUAACUACCACUAAUGCUGCUGCGAUUGUUGAAGAGAGUCACAGUGGUCAACCAGCUGCCUUUGUGGUGCCAGUGGUGCUGGUGGUGUUGAUUGCUGCCAUAGCAACCACAUGGCAACUUCUACGAAUAAAAAAGAAACAAGGAAGCCUGAGCAUGUGGGUGACCAAUGGAGCUGUACGUUACAAAGGCUCUGAGUCACUACAAGAGCUGUAAAACUCAGAGUUACUUCAACCUUUGGCCUAUGGUGUUAUCACAUAACUCACAAAUAAGCAGCAGUUUUGAAAUGUAUGAAUUUUACAAAAAGGGGUUUUUAUUAUGUCAUUGAGGAAAAAGCCAGAUUUGGAGCAUCUUCACCUGUUAGUUGUUCAAACUAACCAAAGGAGAAACUAAUCUACACUUUCUAAACACUUACAAGCUGUAAUCACAACACCAGGGCUGUCUUGGUUUUAUACAGUAACUUCCAAUAAAAUCCUGUCUUCCCUGCUCA
Messenger RNA from Xiphias gladius (swordfish), 4577 nucleotides. Its product is annotated as Down syndrome cell adhesion molecule-like protein 1 homolog. The transcript is spliced from 16 exons. Lineage: Eukaryota; Metazoa; Chordata; Actinopteri; Istiophoriformes; Xiphiidae. The record is from RefSeq and is a predicted model, not a curated record. Bases 2585 to 4303 code for a protein of 572 amino acids. Gene Ontology annotation, molecular function: protein binding.